Nerophis ophidion (straightnose pipefish) is the source of this 4799-nucleotide messenger RNA. It is a transcript of the gene plppr3a, whose product is annotated as phospholipid phosphatase related 3a. Gene Ontology annotation, biological process: signal transduction; phospholipid dephosphorylation; phospholipid metabolic process. Lineage: Eukaryota; Metazoa; Chordata; Actinopteri; Syngnathiformes; Syngnathidae. The coding region runs from base 1 to 2469 and encodes 822 amino acids. The record is from RefSeq and is a predicted model, not a curated record. The transcript has 8 exons. Gene Ontology annotation, molecular function: phosphatidate phosphatase activity.
AUGGCGUCCCCCAAAAGCCGGGCCAAGAAGAAGCCGCCUAAAGACAGCAUGACGCUGCUGCCGUGCUUUUAUUUUGUAGAGCUCCCCAUCGUCCUGUCCUCCCUGGUGUCUCUCUACUUCCUGGAGCUGACCGACAUCUUGCCCCCCGCCCUAGUGGGCUUCCGUUGCCAUGACCGCCAGCUGUCCAUGCCUUACGUGGAGACGGGAGACGAACUUAUUCCUCUUCUGAUGCUGCUCAGCCUGGCCUUUGCUGGACCUGCAGCCUCUAUCAUGAUGGGCGAGGGCCUCAUGUACUGCAUGCAGUCCAAACUGAAGACCUGUCCCAAGACUGAGAGCAGCAUCAACGCUGGAGGCUGCAACUUUAACUCCUUCCUGCGCAGGACCGUGCGCUUCGUUGGUGUGCACGUGUUUGGUCUCCUAGCAACAGCCCUGGUGACCGAUGUCAUCCAGCUGGCCACCGGCUACCACGCCCCUUUCUUCCUCACCGUCUGCCAGCCCAACUACACGGCGCCCGGCGUGUCAUGUGACCACGCCGCUUACGUCACGCAGGACGUCUGCACGGGCAAGGACCAGUACGCCAUCUUGUCGGCCAGGAAAACUUUUCCAUCCCAGCAUGCAACGCUCUCCGGCUUUGCGGCGGUCUACAUUUCUAUGUACUUCAAUGCCAGCAUCAGUAACAGCACCAAGCUCCUCAAACCCUUGCUGGUGUUCACAUUCUGCAUGGCGGCAGGCCUGGCGGGUCUCACCCAGAUCACGCAGCAUCGCAGUCACCCCAUCGACGUCUACGUGGGCUACGUCAUCGGGGCGGGCAUCGGCGUCUACCUGGCCGUCUAUGCGGUGGCAAACUUCAAAGCGUCCGAAGAAGAUGCCUCACCUCAUCCCAAAAUGCUGUCGGCACAGCAGAAGGACACCCUGAGGGUGCUGAGUCAGCGCGGUCACGACUCCCUCUACAGGAAGACCCCCCGCGUGUCGGAGAGCAGAGAGGAGAUGGGCAUGGCCAUGGCCUCGGGGUCACGCAGCAAGGUGAGGCGGGAGAAAGCCUCACUGACCUCCCUGAAGCGAGCCAGCGCCGACGUGGAGCUCCUGGCCACCCGCGGUCCCAUGGGCAAGGAAACCAUGGUGACUUUCAGCAACACUUUGCCCAGGGUGGCCAACGGCAGCAGCCCCAUCUCGCCCUCCGAGGAGCAGACCACAUCUCAGCGCCACAUGACCUUCCACGUGCCCUUCGACCCCCAAAGGUCCAGGCAGCUGGUGUCAGAGUGGAAGCAGCGCUCGCUGGAGCUGCGCAGUCAGAGCUCUCGGGACGAAGAUGAGGGUGAGAACGGAGCUGAGGGUGUGAACACCGGGGACCAGGAUGGCGGGGAAGUGGGCGACAAGGGGGUGCCGGCCUCUCUUUACCCUAAAAUCCAAGCCAACAAGGGCAUGUCCACACCUACUACAGCCAGGAUGGUGGUGGCCCCGCCCCUGGUUCACAUCCCCGAAGAGGCCACACGUCCACCGCCCGUCUCCCCCAAGAGCGCCAAGACUCGCGCCAAGUGGCUGUUGCUCACAGAAGGGGGCGGGGCUAAGGAGCCAAGUGUGGGGCCCAUUGCUGUGUCGACCCCCCGGGUGCCCAAUACGCUGCCUGCUCAAGCUCCGAGUCAGCCAAGAGUCACUCAGGUGAUGGUGAUGUCCAAGCAGCAGAGCCAUGGCGGGGUCACCUCGGAGGGCGGCUCCUCCUCCGGUGGCGGCUCCAACUCCUCCGAGUCACCCUACUACCGCAUCCCUUCCGACCGGGACAGCUGCAUUAGCAGCAACCCCGGCAGCAUCGCCGGCAGCAUGGCUGGCAGCGGCAGCAUCGUUACCAUCGACGCCCACGCCCCCCACCAUCCGGUGGUGCGCGUGACAGCCGUGAACGGGAAGCCAUGGGAGUGGAGGAACACCAUCAGUGGCAACUUGAUGGGCGGUGACACGUCGGUGGAUAAACACCGCGGCAUUCUGCAGCGACCGGACAACGCCCCACUUUACCGCGACUACCGGACACUUCCGGUUAAAAAGGAGUUUCUGGGGGUUGAUGCUGAGCUGCCGCUACCGCCACCGCCCCUCCCCACCGCCUCCUCCCCUCUUCCUCCCCCGCCUCAGCUGUCAUCACCCCAUCUACCGCCGCCCCCUCCACAGUCUUCUUCUUCCUCGCUACCCCCACCUCCUCACCCUUCUCACAUGACUCUCCCGUCUCGCCCAUCCUCCCAGGUGUCGUCCUCUCAGCCUUUGCCUCCUCCCCCGCUCCCUUCCUCCACCAUGCCACCCCCGCCCCUUCCCCACCCUUCGUUCUCAGCCGUGCUCCCGCCUCCCACUCACCCCGACCUGUUAAUGGAUAGCCACAUGCUGUCCCGCUCGUCCACGCUGCCCCGCCGUCCCUCCGUGUCGGCCCGCAGCCAUGCCGAGCAGGAGCAGUACUACAAGGCCCUGCAGAACGAGCGCAUGCUAUAGUAGGCGACUGGCGGGGUGUGGGGGGGAGGACUUGAACAACGCAAGGGUAGCUUGUACAGUACAAGGACUUUUUAUUUAGAAUGAUUUUUUUGAAUCCUGACUGGCAGCUUCGGUCAAGGUUGAGCUUCGCCAAAGCGCCUGCUGUCACAAGAAGAGAAAGCAGAUCAAAGACAUAAAGGAAGAAUUCCCCUUUGGCUUCCACGAGCUUCUCCAAAGUGAGAGCAAAGCAACUGAGGAGGAGAUACGACUCAGACCUCGGAUUUGCUCAAUCUGUUUUCCUUUGAGAGGGCGAAGAAAGCCGAGGAAAACAAAACAACCUCAGGCUGCAUUGGCUUCGUCAAACUGCUGCCGACUCAACUCGUGGUGUCUCAGAAGGAUCAUUAAACGGAUCAUGGCGUUAUCAGUCUGCAACCUUCUGUGCGAUAUUUAAACAACGAAUUUGAAGCUUGAUCCGAGCAAACGUGUGCAGGGAGAGGAAGCAGCUGUGCAUCCCAAGCCAGGCGUCAAGGAAUGGCUCAAUGACCGCAAAACAAACGACUCGGCUAAAGUGUUCACUGAACAUAGCUGAUUGGCCUCUGCUCGCCUCUGGGAGUCUGCACCGAGAGGCUGGGAGGUGCUUCACACUUUUGGUAUGCAUUCAACAAACUGCCAUUGCUCUGGUUGUUUCCCGGGACAAUGGCAUCCCAACCUUUGGUGGGAACCAAGACAAGUGGACAAUAGCCACUUGAACGGGUGGCGAACUCUGAAGUCUGGUUCACUUGAGCACUGCUUGUUCAAACGAGUCAGGAAAACGCAUAGUUUAAAAAAAAAAAAGAUUGGAGUCUCAUUUAUAAAGCUCGUGUGCGCACAAAACAAGGCCGUAAGGUUGUGUACCAUGUUUUCCACGCAAAGUUUGUGAUAUAUAAAAAGUUAAACCACUCAUUUGGGAUGAAUGGUUCUGGGUUUUCUGGCUUACGAGACUUCCACGCACAGUUUUACAGAUGAUUGUCAGAAACCUGGAGCGGACAAGACUGAAUUGUGUAACGUAAUACGCGACAAAACAUGGUCCAACCAGCUCUUGCAUUCUUUUGUGUAGUCGAAAAGUCCGAAUCUUAAACAGGAACAAUAGAGUUUGUUACAACAGUUUUAAUUACUCACAAUCAGAUAACACAAAGUUGGAUUGAAUCAAUAUGUUCACAGAGACAAUGUCUUCGAAGACGAAAGAUGGUGCACCCUCGUGAAGGAAGUAGGAAAGAGCACACACCACAGGCUUGGUCUUCCCUUCUUAUUUAUACACUCCAUGAUGACCUGAUUUCUAUCAUAACAACUUAUGUAACUGUCCGAUGUUCAGGGUGACUUGACCUCUCAUGUCGUGUCCUUCCCAAUGUAUCUCGGUGAAAGUUACCCAAAACAGAUUUAGGACAGAAAUCAGCCACUACAUUUGUACUGGUCAACCUUUGGUCUAAUGAUAAAAUACUAAUGUGAGAGUUAAGCGAAUUGGACAAAAUUAGCGUACAAUGUUUUUUCGUACUGAUGUACAUACCAGAGUACCGAGCUUCUAAUGUAAACCGGCCUAUUAAGCCCUGGUUUUACCGAGUUUUAAUCCAGGCUCGGGAUCUUUCUGUGUGGGGUUUGCAUGUUCUCCCCGUGAACAUGGAACUAAACCGAGACAGGAUACAAUUUAGCUCAAUGAGGAGAAACGUCUGGGCUGUACUUUUAUUCAGUCUUCCACCACGCUUUCUGACAAGAGAGUUCUAUGCCUCCUCUUUUAUUUGGACUUUCCCUGAUUACAUAGCAUCAGCUGUAUCUAAAGGGAAGGGGGUUGUAAACAUCUGUUGGCCUCGGUCACAAAACAGUUCAAAGAAUGAUGCGUCAGGUCCUGCUUCCUCUUCGCUUUGUAGAUCUCGGGUCAGGAUCUUCCUGUGGAUCACAAUGGAUCAAAGAAACAUCGUACACAGUGGGGUUUUACAGACCAUAUCACGUGUUAUUCGCACCCAGAGGGGAAAAAAAACAUUGUGUGUCAGGAUCAAACACUGAUGACAUCUGUUAAACAGACAAGAAGCAAGGAACUAAACAGAGACAGGAUACAAUUUAGCUCAAUGAGGAGAAACAUCUGGGCUGUACUCUUAUACAGUCUUCCACCACGCUUUCUGACAAGAGAGUGCUAUGCCUCCUCUUUUAUUUGGACUUUCCCUGAUUACAUAGCAUCAGCUGUAUCGAAAGGGAAGGGGGUUGUAAACAGCUGUUGGCCUCGGUCACAAAACAGUUCAAAGAAUGAUGCGUCAGGUCCUGCUUCCUCUUCGCUUUGUAGAUCUCGGGUCAGGAUCUUCCUGUGGAUCACAAUGGAUCAA